AUGGUCUGCUCAGCAUCAGCCCUGCAGUGUCUCAUUGAUUACCUGCACAUCUCCACCGCCCCCGGCGGCCGCGCGUACGACGCCCUCCGCACGCCGGCCUGCGCCGCCGCCGCCGCCGCCGCUGCGGCGCGCGCGGACGCGGACGCGCGCGCCGCGGGCGCGUACGCCGCCGACGGAGGCGGCUUGCUCGGGCGUCAGGCGCGGAUGCGCGUGCUGCUGCUCAACCGCAUCGUCAGGGAGACCUUUGACCUCGACACCCACCCCACGCUGCCCGCCGCCGUCGCUGUGCUGCGGACGCCAGGCGCGGCCGAGGCGCUGCUGCGCGCCGGGCUGCUGCCGCGCGAGCGGCAGCGGCGCGAGCCAAGUACGGCGGAGGGGGACCAUCUGUGGCCGUUGAUAGGCCUGGCGUACGUUUUCAUCGACGCAGCAAAGGAUGUCGAAGUCGGCCUCCUGCAGCCGGACGCCGACACCCGCGCCGCGCUCGCCGAGUGGGCGGCGGUGCAAUCGCGCGUCGCGCCGCUGUUCGUCGACGUCGUGCGCACGCGCCUCGCGGAGGGCGGGGUGCGUGCGGAGCCCGCGGUGCAGCUGGCCGCGCUGCUGCUGGGCUUUGGCCGUGAGCAGGACCCAGAUGCCCCGCUCGAUGCCUCGUUGCUGGCUUGCCUGCCAGCCGUUCUCCCGCCGCUCGCGGCGCACGCGCAGCACUCAGUUGCGACGCCGCAAACCCAGGCACUGGUGUGGUCCGGCAUAGCAGGCCUUCUCGCCGAUGACAGCAGCGCCGAGCUCGCGGCCACGUGCGGGGGUGAUCUCGCGAAGCACGCGCUCGCCUUCCUCGGCCGUGCCGCCCGCCGCGCCACCGUCGAUGGCGCCGCGGCCGCCGCAAGCCCCGGCUCGCGCGAGGCUGACAGUUGUGAGGAUGCUGCACUCAUCGGAGCCUCCCGCGCGCUCUGGCAAGUGGCGCUCGCGGACGCGGCUGCCAAUUAUAACGGGCAGCUGCGGCCCAGCUGCAUCGCCUCGGUGCCUGGCGCGGCGGCGGCGGUUGUGGCGGUGGCUCGCUCGUGGCUGGCGGCGGCGCGGGCGACAGACAUCUUUCAGAAGGGGAGCGCCUUUGAGAAAGGGCGCGCAGACAAGGCCUACUCGUACGUAUGUGCCACAAUCGCGCUGGUGGCAGAAGCUGAAGAAACGAUGGGUAAAAGUAGCGGCGGCCGCGGCAGAGGAGGAGGGGGAGGAGGCGGUGGUGGCGGCGACGGCGAGGACAGCGCGUGGCUGGGCUUGACGCGGCGCCUCGGCGCGCCGCCGCUGCUGGCGAGCGCGCUGGUUGUUCUCAGGCCGGACAGCUCGAACAGCGCAGAUGUCGCGUUUGCACUGGCGGCGCUGCUGUAUGGGCGUCAGCUGCUGAGGGUGACGGUUGAGGAGGCGGGGCUGGCGCAGCAGCAGCCGCAGCAGCCGCAGCCGCCGCAGCAGCAGCAGCAGCAGCUGCAGCAGCAGCAGCAACAGCAGCAGCAGCAGCAGCAGCAGCAGUUGCAAGUGCAGCAGCAGUUGCAAGUGCAGCAGCAGUUGCAGCAGCGAGCAGUGCAGGGGCAAUUUGAGCAGGCGCAGGCGCAGCAGCAGCAGCAGCAGCAGCCGCCGCCGCAGCAGCAGCAGCAGCAGCAACAGCAGCAGCAGCAGCAGGUGGUGGAUCAAAGCCAGCGGGCAGUUGCAGGAUCACCCACAGCUAUUGCGAUAGCAGCAAUGCAGCCACGCCAGCCGCACGGCGGCAGCGUCGCAGGCGGCCGGCAGUUCGCUGUGUGUGCAGCGUGCAGCACGGCCGAGGGCGCCGCGGGGGCACGGCUGCACCUGUGCCGGGGCUGCCGUCUGGCGUGGUUCUGCUCUGACGCGUGCUACAAGGGCUACUGGCCGGCGCACAAGGCGGCGUGCCGCGAGGAGCAGGCGCGGCGGGCGGGGCGGACGGCUGCGAAGGUCGUGCUUGAUUAG
This is a messenger RNA of Monoraphidium neglectum, 1971 nucleotides long. RefSeq lists its product as hypothetical. The transcript has 3 exons. NCBI's taxonomy places the organism in Eukaryota, Viridiplantae, Chlorophyta, Chlorophyceae, Sphaeropleales, Selenastraceae. The record is from RefSeq and is a predicted model, not a curated record. Bases 1 to 1971 code for a protein of 656 amino acids.